Molecule: messenger RNA, 378 nt
Organism: Plasmodium malariae
Lineage: Eukaryota; Apicomplexa; Aconoidasida; Haemosporida; Plasmodiidae
Gene: EMC6
Product: ER membrane protein complex subunit 6, putative
Exons: 2
Coding region: 1-378 (125 amino acids)
Biological process (GO): autophagosome assembly; protein folding in endoplasmic reticulum
Cellular component (GO): endoplasmic reticulum; EMC complex; membrane
Source: RefSeq, a predicted model, not a curated record
AUGGAAACAAAGGAAAACACCAUUAAAAACAAGGAAGUUAAUUUAAAAACUAGUUUGGACUUAAAAUUAGCAGACGACAAUCAGUAUAAUGAGAAUAUAAUUAAACAUAAUAAAAAUUCAUUGAUUCUGAGUAAACAAUUUUAUGGGAUAAUUGGUGGAAUUACAGUUGGAAUUUUGGGAGUUCAAGGUAUUUAUGGUUUUCUCUUGUUUUCUAUAUUUACUCUAAUAGGUACACUAAUGACCUUCUUUCAUAUUAGGACUAGUUUUAAAUCCUUUUUUUUAAAAAAGUCAGAUAUCUUUGUCGGUGAUUUCUUUAGUGGAUUAAUAACCUUUAUUUUGUUUUGGACCCUAUCUUACGACAUAAUAUACAUUUUUUAA